GCCGACCUCACUCUUCGCAACGAAAGCGCGAUGUUUCCCACGCGAGCGCUUUGCGCACGAUCCGUAUGGAAAGGUCCUAACAUCGUCCCCCUACCCAUCACACGGCCAGCGCCCGGCCAAAGGAUGCUCCCGAUAAAGACGCAAGCACGCUCUGCGACGAUACUACCGAAUUUCGUGGGCUUGAAGUUCCAGAUACAUAAUGGCAAGAACUACUUGGACAUCACGAUAACGGAGGACAUGGUCGGUCACAAGCUGGGAGAAUUUGCGCCGACAAGAAAGAAUUUCACGUACAAGCAGACGAAGAAUAAGUAGAAGCGACAUCGACCAUGCAUCAAGUAGGAGUUAGGGUAUCAUUUGGAGGUCUUUCUAGCCUCAAUUGCUGUACUUUUAUUGUACAAAUUCGAUAGGCAUGCACUGCGCAAGCCGUCCUUCCAAAGACUUUGAACCCAACGCCAAUGAUGCUAGAAGGAAGCCGAGACCGGAAUUACUCCUCUGUCAAAGUUGCCGCCUGAGAUGGAUGUUCCCUUGAAGCGUGAUGGGAAUUUUGUAAGCUUUGUAUGCUCUACUAUGCACCCGUCGAGAUGCUGGU
This is a messenger RNA of Trematosphaeria pertusa, 589 nucleotides long. Its product is annotated as ribosomal protein S19/S15. Gene Ontology annotation, cellular component: cytosolic small ribosomal subunit; ribosome. Lineage: Eukaryota; Fungi; Ascomycota; Dothideomycetes; Pleosporales; Trematosphaeriaceae. The record is from RefSeq and is a predicted model, not a curated record. Bases 31 to 312 code for a protein of 93 amino acids. The transcript has 4 exons. Gene Ontology annotation, biological process: translation; ribosomal small subunit assembly. Gene Ontology annotation, molecular function: structural constituent of ribosome; RNA binding.